AUAUUAUAGUUAUAUACAUAUAUUUUUUUUUAGCAAAAAAAUAUUAUUAUAUUUAAAGUUUUCAUUUAUGGAACGUGGAGGCAGGUUCCAUCGCUAUCGCAGACAUGCAAAACAACCUUCAAUCUCUGCUGGUGCUAGCUCUGCAGAUCAAGCAAACUCAGUUCUUCCCAGCACUCUGAACCCAAGCCACGCCAAUGGCAGCAAUUCAGCAACGGCGGAAGCCACCCAGAAACAGCAGCAACCUGGUCUGUACAUAGUGCGGGAACAAGACCAGUACAUGCCAAUAGCCAAUGUUAUACGAAUCAUGCGUCGAAUUCUUCCUCCCCAUGCCAAAAUAUCAGAUGAUGCUAAGGAAACCAUACAAGAAUGUGUAUCAGAAUACAUAAGCUUCAUUACCGGAGAGGCUAAUGACCGCUGCCAGCGAGAGCAGCGCAAGACUAUAACUGCUGAGGAUGUGCUUUGGGCAAUGGGAAAACUGGGUUUCGAUGAGUACGUUGAGCCACUGAGUUUAUUUCUCAGUAAAUAUCGUGAGUCUGAGAACGAACGCAACUCUUCUGUUCGUGAUCCGAUUCUUAGACGCAGUGGCGUUACAGUUGCUGAUUAUGGAAAUUUUCCCAUGCCUCCUUUUGUUCCUGGCCUUCACAUGGGUCAACAUGUACCAGGCAUGGGCAUGGGCAUGGGCUUCUUUGAUCCUUCUAUGUAUGGUGGAUAUUAUAGGAAUGCUUUUGAUGGUGCUGGAGGCGGAGGCAGCGGCAGCGGCAGCGGCGGUGCUGGAGGCAGCAGUGGCGGUGGUGCUGGUGGCUCAUCCUAUUCUUCAAAUCCUCAAAUCAACUAUGAUCCAUUUGCUCAGUAUAAGUGACUAGCUAGAAAUGAAAGGAACAUGACAAUAGGACUCCAAAGAAAUAAUGGGGUAUUUUACAGAUUAAUGUUAAAUUAAAAGGGAAAUACAGGAGAAAUGGCAGCAGUGAGAAAGCAUUUGCUUCUUCUCUGUGUUGCUUUCUGCUCUUCAAGUUACUAUUAUAUAGAAUGUUUACUUAACAAAUGACAAUGGCUUAGCUUCCUGCUCGA
Molecule: messenger RNA, 1068 nt
Organism: Jatropha curcas
Lineage: Eukaryota; Viridiplantae; Streptophyta; Magnoliopsida; Malpighiales; Euphorbiaceae
Gene: LEC1-1
Product: nuclear transcription factor Y subunit B-6
Biological process (GO): regulation of transcription by RNA polymerase II
Cellular component (GO): CCAAT-binding factor complex; nucleus
Molecular function (GO): DNA-binding transcription activator activity, RNA polymerase II-specific; protein heterodimerization activity; RNA polymerase II cis-regulatory region sequence-specific DNA binding
Source: RefSeq, a predicted model, not a curated record